Symbiodinium pilosum is the source of this 432-nucleotide messenger RNA. The record is from the annotation of a GenBank genome assembly. Lineage: Eukaryota; Dinophyceae; Suessiales; Symbiodiniaceae.
GCUGGUCUCUUCUCCAUGGGCGAGAGGCGGAAGACUGCUUCGUGGCUAUCGCUCCGAAUUCCAGACCUUUGCUGGGCGAGUCUGGAACAACGCGGCGGGCGGCCGGUGGAGUCUGCAGAGAUCCCCCUGAGCCAGGUGCUCCAUGUCCGGAACACCGGUCUCAUGCUCGAGCUGGCCAUCAAGGACCAACCCGCGCUACAGCUGGAGUUUGGUGCUGCAGAGGAGCGUGUUGCCUGGGAGAAAUAUGUGAACCUUGCGCUGGAGGUUCUGGUUCCCGAGAGCGAGCGCGCCGAACGAGAUGCAGCAAAGGCAACGCACCGAGCCCAGGAGCUCGAGGAGCGCCGGGCUUUGAACGAGGAGCGAAAGAAGCGCCUGUCUGAUGGUCUUGGGAUGCGAUUCACUGCCGAGGCCAUGGUCACGCGCAGCACAUGA